UGAGAGCCUGGUUUGCGACGGGCACUGAGUAUACUGAGCAUUGGAGAAACAGGUGAAUGAAGCCAGGACAAGUCCAUCCGUGUGUAUCGACCUCUAGCCCUUCCUCUGGUUCCGGCUGGCAGGUCGUCUGUUCUAACGUGUAUAUUUCUGGAGACCCCGAGAUGUGAAGGUCUGCAGGGACUGUGCUCUCCCAGAGACCCUUUAGAAUGCGAAUCCCUUGGCUUAGGCAACGUUUCCCGUUCCUCUAAACCCUUUCCCCGACCAUAUAAGGAGAGGCAGCUGCUGGGGGCGUCUCUAGGAUCUAAAGAUAGCAGCCCCUGCCUCGGACUCCAAACGCCGCAGGGCAGCGGGAGCAGCCAUGGCACGGCAGCAUGCCCGGACCCUGUGGUACGACAGGCCCAAGUAUGUGUUCAUGGAGUUUUGUGUUGAGGACAGCACGGAUGUCCACGUGCUCAUCGAAGACCACCGCAUUGUGUUCAGCUGCAAGAAUCUUGAUGGAGUGGAGUUUUACAAUGAGAUUGAGUUCUAUGCCAAGGUGAACUGCAAGGACUCCCGGGAUAAGCGCUCUGGCCGCUCCAUUACUUGCUUUGUGAGGAAAUGGAAGGAGAAGGUGGCCUGGCCCAGGCUCACCAAGGAGGAUAUCAAGCCCGUGUGGUUGUCUGUGGACUUUGAUAACUGGAGAGACUGGGAAGGGGAUGAAGAAGUGGAGCUGGCUCAGGUGGAGCAUUAUGCAGAGCUUUUGAAAAAGGUCAGCACCAAGGGACCACCCCCUGCAAUGGAUGAUCUGGAUUUCACCACCACCGUGGUCUCCUGCCGUCCCGCGGAGCUGCACACCGAAGGAAGCAACGGCAAGAAGGAAGUGCUGAGCGGUUUCCAAGUGGUACUGGAAGACACGCUGCUUUUCCCCGAGGGCGGGGGACAGCCUGAUGACCGUGGUACAAUCAAUGACAUCUCUGUGCUGAGAGUGACUCGCCGGGGCACCCAGGCUGAUCAUUUCACCCAGACGCCCCUGACCCCUGGGACUGAGGUUCAAGUCCGGGUGGACUGGGAACGGAGGUUUGACCACAUGCAGCAGCAUUCAGGGCAGCAUCUCAUCACCGCAGUUGCUGAUGAUCUUUUUGGGCUGAAGACAACAUCAUGGGAGUUGGGGCGACUCCGGAGUGUCAUUGAGCUGGACAGCCCCUCUGUGACUGCAGAGCAAGUAGCUGCCAUCGAGCGGAGUGUCAAUGAAAAAAUCCGAGAUCGGCUGCCAGUGAAUGUGCGAGAACUGAGCCUGGAUGAUCCAGAGGUGGAGCAGGUGAGGGGCCGGGGUUUGCCGGAUGAUCACGCUGGGCCUAUUCGAGUUGUUACCAUCCAGAACAUUGAUUCCAAUAUGUGUUGCGGGACCCAUGUGAGCAAUCUCAGUGACCUUCAGGUCAUUAAAAUUCUGGGCACUGAGAAGGGGAAAAAGAACAAAACCAAUCUGAUCUUCCUGGCUGGGAACCGGGUGCUGAAGUGGAUGGAGAGGAGUCAUGGCAUUGAGAAGGCGCUCACAGCUCUGCUGAAGUGUGGAGCAGAGGACCACGUGGAAGCAGUGAAGAAGCUGCAGAACUCCAGCAAACUCCUACAGAAGAACAACCUGAAUCUGCUCAGAGACCUGGCUGUGCACAUUGCCCACAGCCUUAGGAGCAGCCCAGACUGGGGAGGUGUGAUCACAUUACACAGGAAGGACGGCGAUUCUGAGUUCAUGAAUAUCAUCGCCAAUGAGAUUGGGUCAGAGGAGACCCUCCUCUUCUUAACUGUAGGCGAUGAGAAAGGUGCUGGACUCUUCUUACUGGCAGGACCAGCUGAGGCCGUGGAGACCCUGGGGCCCAGGGUGGCUGAGGUGCUGGAAGGCAAGGGAGCUGGGAAGAAAGGCCGCUUUCAGGGCAAGGCCACCAAGAUGAGCCGGCGGGCAGAGGUGCAGGCGCUUCUCCAGGACUACGUCAGCACGCAGAGCGCAGAGGAGUGAGGACUCGGGCGCCUCGCUGGUCCCCCGUUGAUAGCGGGCCUCCUGAGACCGCAGAAGGAGUCUCUUGGACAAUAAAAUAGUUUGACUUGAAA
Budorcas taxicolor (takin) is the source of this 2082-nucleotide messenger RNA. Its product is annotated as alanyl-tRNA editing protein Aarsd1. The transcript has 17 exons. The coding region runs from base 359 to 1990 and encodes 543 amino acids. Gene Ontology annotation, biological process: regulation of translational fidelity; alanyl-tRNA aminoacylation. The record is from RefSeq and is a predicted model, not a curated record. NCBI's taxonomy places the organism in Eukaryota, Metazoa, Chordata, Mammalia, Artiodactyla, Bovidae. Gene Ontology annotation, molecular function: alanine-tRNA ligase activity; nucleic acid binding; Ser-tRNA(Ala) deacylase activity.